AUGGUGCGCAGUCUUGAAUCCACACGGCUUGUCAUUUGACCCUGCUUUUCUUGCGUGGGGCUGCAAAUGAUACACAGAAAAGAUUCAAAUAACAGAAGUUGUCUGAAGGGAUUUUAAAGAGAGGAACACAGUUAGUCUGCGUGUUAAAGUAUUAGUUACACACUCCGGUUCAGUGAAUUCAGUUUGUAAGAGACAAACGUCCACACUCGGUCGGCUAAGAAAUACAGCACAGUGUCAUCUUGCUUUUCAUGGUUCUGGCUUUGAUGUUGCUGCUUUGAAUAAGGCCUCCGCUCCGUCCCUCAGUCUUAAAGUCACAGAGCAGAUGUGUUGUCUGCUCAUGGGGGAAUAUUUGUUGUUUACUUCCUCCUGAAAGACGAAAAUAAACCCCGUCCUGCUGACAUCUGUGAGAAACGGCAUCUUUCUGCUUUGGCACAUCACAGCGAGGACACUUGUAAAGAGGCAGGGGGCUAAAUGGGACAGUUUUCAGAAAUGAAGCAUGCCGUGUUACUAUUUAUAGAGAAGAAUAGAAAAGGAGAGAGGAGAGGAGAGGAGAGUUAGUCUUGGUUUUACAUAAGGAUUGAUAUUGUUGUUCAGAGAAUCUGUAGGCACAGAGCCCCAUUUUGAGCCCCCUGGCUACAGGAAUGACUCACAUGAAAUUCAGUGUCUGUGUUGCUGCAGAAAAAUCAGUGAAACUGUGACAAAAAUCUGUAAACACUGAGCCAUAAAUGAUCGCUGUGGGCUUCAAAGCAUGCUCAGAGUUUGAAGUUGUAGAAUCACAAUACAAGUCACUGUGAAUAACGUCAUUUUUGAGUCAUAUUUCUAAAAUUUUGCUGCACUUUUUGCAGCCUUGACAUUUCAGGUCAUUUCUUUUCCAUUCCUUUACACCUUUAGAAUAUCUGUUGCUGAGAGUUAUUUAGUCUUCACUGAAUAUCAGUGAUUCCUCUGCUGCCACAGAUCUCUUGAAUCAUUUAUUACCAGUCAUUUCCUUUCUCAGGUCAGAAUUCAUACAGGCAAUCAGCUCCUACUAUCUGGACUAUACCUCUUUUGCAGAUUACCUUGAAGGAAUAAAUUCAUGCACACAAAGGCAGAGAGACUAGUACAUGCAAAGCCACAAUACUUGUGCUCUAUAUGCAGCUUUUUCUUCACUGGAGUGGAUUUUGACUGUACAAUUGGCAUCUCUUAAGAGUAUAGAUGGGGAUUUCAAUUGGCCUUUUCUGUUAAAAAUGCAUGAAAAAGCUGAAGUAGCAGCUCCUCUUAAGGAUAAAACAUGCAAAUUGCCUGAUCAGUGCUCUCCCAUGGACAAAAAUGAAUAUAAAAAACUAAAAAAGUGCCCCCCUGGAUACCUUUUCAGUGCAUAAAAUGUGAAAAGUUGCCUAUUAGAUGCCCUUCCAGUUUACUUAAUAUAUAAAAGUGCCCUUUAAAUACAUCCCCAGUGCAACAUCUGUGUAAAGGUGCUCUUUGGAUACCCUGAAUUUCAUAAAUAAAGUGCAAAAUGUUUUGGUUUUUUUUCUUUAAAGUGACCUCUGGAUCCCCUUCCAGUAUACUUAAUAAUAAAAAUGGUUCCUCCAGUUUAUUGAAUGUGUAAAAGGGUCUUCUAAGAUAAGAUAAGACAAGAUAAGAUAAGAUAAGAUAAGAUAAGAUAAGAUAAGAUAAGAUAAGAUAGAAAGAACUUUAUUUAUCCCUGAUGGGAAACUCAAUUGCCUGUAGUCUCAUUUGUCAUGUGUCAAAAAGUCAUGUGUCAGAAGAGUUGUAAAGUCUGAUGGCUGUUGAUACAAAAGAUCUUCUAAAUCUUUCUGUCCUGCAGCAAAGAGAGAGGAGCCGUCCACCACCAUUGGCCCUUUGGUCCAUCAAGGUGUUAUGAAGUGGAUGAUCCUUGUUCUGAAGAAUAGUCUCCACCUUCUUCAGUGGAGAUCUCUCCACCUCAUCUUCCACUGAGUCUAGAGGUCCUUUCAUUGUAUUAAAUGUAAAAGAAUACCUCUUGAUGGCCUUCAAGUGCACCAAAUGAAAGAAAAAGUGACCUUUGUAUGCUAUUCUUGCACUCAAAUUUGAUAACAGACCCCCUAGAUGCCUUUACAGUAUGGAUAAUCUCAAAAGAGUGCUCUCUAGAUGCACUUUCAUGUAAGGAAUUUUCUGAAGAUGCCCAUUUGGUACCUUUUUUCCAAUGUAUGUCACCUGCAAAGUUUGUGGGAGGCUUUUGAUUACCCAGAAAGAUUUUGGUGUGUUAUAUCAGUCAUUUAUAUGGUUUAAUCUACCCAAAUAGUUUUGAAAUGAUCAUGUGAAAAAUUAAGUAAAUGCUACCAGGAUGUGAGCCUCAUGCAGAAGAAACGAUUUACUCUAUGUCAUUUAUUUAUUCACUUUGUGGGGUUUUUUGCUUUGCAUUAUUCAAAUUGGUACCACUUUACAUCGUGUGAAUAUUCACCGCUGCAGGGAAUAAUGUGUCGGAUCUCUGAAUCCUCAUUAAAGAUAUUCCUUUUUGAAAAGUUCAACUCAGGUCCAUUUGCUUUCCCAACCUGUUAAACGGUGUGAACACAGAGGGCUGAACACUUAUCUGUACAUGUAUGACAUUUAUGCAGAUGCAGUAGGAGGAAGCUCUACGUGACCUUUUCUCAUUUCCACACAGGGCUUACAGAUCAAUGCCUGUGGGUUGGACAUUAUGGAUACUCCUGCAAGCUGCCGACGCUGUUCAAUCAUCAAAAGGCCAAAUGAGAAUACAGACUAACCCAGCGUGAGAUAACAUACGUCCUUAGAAGACUGAGACACGAUCAGGUACAAAAGGAGCAUGCUUGAUUUUCUUUAUUCCCUAAACUGUCGCGUUAUGGAUAUUUAAAACCUGAGGAUCGUGAUAUCCCUAACUCCUGUUGGACACCCUCACAGAAACAGCAGCACCCACCCACCCACCCAAGGUGAAAUGUCACUCUAAAUGUUUACAACUUCUUUACUUUACCUCCCAGGCUGACAGCUCUACUGGACCCAAAUAUCAUCUUUCAAUAUUUUUACCUCUGCCACUGGCCUCUCUUCAGUUCUUAACACCCCCCACCUGUCAACAAAUUGCUGUUUUACUCUGCUACACAAACACAAACAUCUUCUUCAGCUUGAGUUCUCAGAGGAUAAAAGCCAAGAAAAUGCCAGUGGUCUGAGGUUGCUGACAGAAAUUUUGAUGGGUAUCAGAAAUGUCAGGGUACUCUUGCUACACCUGUCAUUGUUUCUGUUCUUACAUGGAUCGUAUUUGCUUCAAAGUAACUUCUUUUUUGACAGGGUAGUUUCAAAGAGACAGUACAUUCGAUGGAUUAUGUGGUUUCCCCCUUUGCAUGGUAAAGAUUUAACCUGCAUUUAUGGAUGCAGCGAUGAACCGAGUUUACUUAAAGUGUUUUUGUAAAAUCUCUUGAGUACUUUUUGUGCAUUUAGGUUUAAGAAUCAGGACAUUAGCUUAUGCAGAUUUCCUAUUUUGGGCUAAUUCACUGGGUACCAGCAGCCAUCACCUCAUUGUUUCACCCAGUUCCUCUUUACCUGCAAAAAAACAAAGAUGUUGCAGGAGUCUUCAUUUCUGCAGCAGCUUUCAUGCUUUUAUCACCAGUUUUUUAUUUUUCCCUCAAGAUUUGACUCAGACCAAAACCUGCCAGAUCUUAUCACAUUCACAGCUGGCUGUCACACUUUCUGUUUAGAUUGGGGUGUGUCAAAGGCCACACUGCUGCCAUUUAGGAGUAACAUCAACUUGGCGGCAGCAGCACUUUCAUGGCGUUCACAGGUUUGUGGUCAUUAGCACCCGUUGGAAUUUAGUUGGACUCCAUUGACGUUAAAUACUCCGUCAGACAGUUUUUCUGCAUUUUAACACAUUUGUAUGGAGGGUGACAUUUCUUUGCAGAAUCCCAGGGGGUUCUGGGAUAACUAUGUCAACCUGAUAAUACAUCACUGGACUGGGAAAGGAUGAGAAAAAAUACAGAGGGAAAGCUUUUUGCACUAUAGGUCAUGUGCAGUAUGUGACGCUUGUGCUUCGUAUCGUAUCCUUAUUGUGGCAACUUUAAGACAUAAUGCUCACAGGAUAAUUGAAUCAAAACUGCUCUCUUUUUUGGUUUCACACUAAGAUAAGAUAUUUCUAUAUUCGUCCCACAAGGGGAAAUUCCAAAUUUACAGCAGCGAUAAAUACAAAAGAGAAAUUAAAGAAUGAAGAAACUUCGGGAGUUAAAAAGAUUUAGAAAAAGAUUUAUACAUAAGUGUUAUUUACAGCUGUUAAUCACAUGUUGUUAUAUUACAGUUGAAACAUUGAGAUAUUUAUAUGCAUGACUAUAUACACAAAAUAAGCAGCAACCUCUGGUCUUGUGAAAUGGACCUGAUGCAGAAGUGCUUCAAACUGAUGCAAAAGCCUAUGGAACUACAUACACACCCAUUCUUAAAAGCCCGUCUUUACAGCAAUAUUUACAGCCCGGUAAAAAAUGAUUUGGAUUUGGUCUUUUUCUAUUCACACUGUAAGGAAGGCAAUAUUUUUAUAAAUCAUCAACUUUUAAGAUAUUAAAGAUAAAAUUGUUGCAUGAUGAAGCGUAACGAGGGGCAUGGCUGACUUGAGCACACUGCAGCUGUUAGUGAGGAGGUUACAGGCUUUCCUCGACCCAGGAUAUUAUUGUAAACCAAAACUAAACUUUAAUGUCAAAACCUAAAAUAAACUAAAAUAAACUUAAACCAACUGAAAUAAAUUGUAAUGACAGCUGGAAUACUCUUAACUUCUUACUUUAACACACAGAGCAGUGUCAGGAGUUAAAGCUCCUGUGAGAAGUUUUUAUGUUCACAAAACAGACUGUUUUUCAUAUUUAUGCCUUUAAAAUUCAGUUACUUUUGCAGUUCUGACAUUGAGGUGAUUUGCAGGACAUUUGAAAUUUUGAUGGUUAUACUUUAACCAAAAGUUUGAAUAUAAGUUUAUGGAAAUGUAUGUACUUAAAGUAAAAUUAAAGGUCUUUGAUGUAUUUUACAGUCUUCCACUCAUGCUGUGAGACCACCAGAGCUCACACCAAGCUGAUUCAUUUUCCAGCAGCUUUGUGGUUUGCAGAAAGGUGCAUUUCCCUCCCAACCAGCAGAUAGCAAUUAUCGGACAGCGGAUGAUCGAUUUGGGAAACAGAUUGACUGUUUCAAAUUCCCAUAAAGCUGUGAGUCACCUGAAGAAAGAGUGCUAGAUUCACACAUUACUUUCUCCUUCCAGGCUUUCACAUCCAGUGUUGGUGGGUAAUUUUUCUUUGAUUUGGUCCUGCACUUUGUCCAUGAUGGUCAGUGAUGACGAAUUGCCCCUUUAAUUGCCGGUUAAACUGGGCCUGGGCUAGCGGUUGCUAAGUGCCCGGAGGGAGACAGGAAGCAGCAUUAGGACUGCGGCUGUCUGCAGCAUCCAUCUGUGACAUCCAGUGGGUUAGGGAGGGAGGGGUCUGGAAGAACAGCCAGAAUGACUCAUAGGUCACAUUUGCGUGAGUGAACCAGAGACUGUUUGUGUGUCUGUGUGUGUGUGUUUGUUUUUGUACCUGUGUUUGUGCAUGAGGAAUCACGUUCUUGCACUUGCUCAUUAUGCAAAGAUGUGUUAAUUUGUAUGUGAAGGAGAGAAGGAGGCAUCGAAGUUUCUCCUCUGUGCCCUUCUUUCUGCGUCGUCUGUCUGUGAAACAUUCUCUGAGAACAAUUUAACAACACCCGCUCUGAAACAGAAACAGAGUGGCAUUUCUUCUUGAUGGAAAUGUACUUUUUCUGCCACAUUAACUACACUCUGGGUGAGUUAGCAAGCUUUGUGACAACGCUCAUCGACUUCAUAUUCGGUCCAUGUUAAUGCUCAAUAGGAUAUGUAACCAUUGAAAGAAGACUUUACGAAACAGUCUCUGCUAAAAUAAGCCGACCUAAUUAUUCUGAAAUACUUUGUAUUUUAUGUGAGGCUAAUACCAGAGGAGGAAAUUAGAUCAUCGGCUCUGGUGGAAAAAGUAUGACUUUCAGCAGAUUUAUCUUUGUACUCUUGAUGUCAGCUGUCAUCAAGCACAAACGCACGAGUAAAUUGGUGUAUUUGAGUGUUUUUGGUUUACCUAUCUGAAUUGGAUAAUUUAAUAUUUGGCUCCAACAACUUUGUCAAUAAUGUAAUCUGACAGCAGGAGCUCCUCAUGUAAACACACUCAGGCCUGCCCUUACACACACAGUGCUGUUCCGCACUGCCGGACACAUCGCUGCCUUCAUUCGCAGUUUCUGCCUCUGUUGUCACCUCUAACAUUACCUUACACCAACUGUGAGUCUGCUCAAGAAUGAAGGGGGAAAGUGCAGCUUAUCCAAACAGGGCCACACAAAGAUCAAGAAACUAUGACAGCAGUAGCAGCAAGGGAAAAGUGGCAGUUUGAAGAAAUUUCCAAACCACUCGAUGAAGUAGUUGAUAUUUUCAAGUCUGUUGAACUGGAUGGAGACAGAGUAAUAUCAGCCCAUUGCUAAACCUGAAGAGAAACAGCCUUUUCUUCUGGUGGCUGGAUUGAUUGUAUUCACUAACACCUGUACACAGCUUGAGUGGAUCUGUUCUGCAUCAGAGUGAGACGUCCGUGUUCACAGAAGACCUGCACUCUGUUUCCAAACACCUUCUCCAAAUGAGCCAGGUGUGAAAGCACUUUGGCACUUUGCCGUGUGCUUUUGAAGAGUUUCUUCAUCAACACCACAACCCCUCUUCUGCUACUGCACACACCUUAUCUCCUCUUUUGCAGAUGUAGCUACAGCGUGUUUUCAUUCUUUACUCACUUCAGAUCACCUUUCAAUGUGAGAGGUCAAUAAAUCCUGAUCAGUUGGGUCCAAAGUAAAGAUGUCCACAUGAGAUGAAUUAUUCAGGAUCUGGGAUUGACGGUGAUUUGAAACUGACGAACUAUACUGCAGGCUGUUUAAGCUUUAACUGAACAGUCUCCUCUCUUUAAUCUUUCUUUAAUCUUUCUCCUCACAAACCUUCUCCGGCAGACUGAUAAAGUGGCUCUUUCUUACUGUCAGGAUCUGUACACAAGUCCUUUUUCAUCUCAUGCCUGCAGGGCCUGAACAGAAGCUGAUAUCUCUUUUCAUUAGUUGCUUUGUUUUAUGUCUCCCUUGGUGAAUAACACAGCUGCAACCUCCAGACACGUUGCAGAGGUGUGUUGGCUGGUACAUCUUCAGGCGUGUAAACCCCAUCUGAGAUCCUUGAUUCUUGUCAUGUCAAUGCUCACACAGACUGAGUUUCUGGAGUAAAAGAGAGAGGGAGAAAGUACAACAGUGCGGUGCGUGUGCAUGCCUUGUAUCUUUGUUUAAAAAGUCGUCGUUUAAUUCGAAUCACUAAAAUAAAACCUUUGUGCAGGACUCAAAGACUUGCACACACACCUGCUGAUUUCAUGUUUAAUCUCCGAGCUUUCUCCUUCUCUCCUUUUGAAUGUUGUAUUCCACUUCCCUCAGGUGCACUGCUGGUUACCAUGGAGACAAAAGAUGGCGCUUCUCUGGAUGACUGCCCUCCUGAAGAGAGGCUAACAUGUUGUGUCACCGGACCGGGUGUGAGACUCACAGGAGGCACAAGACAAACAGACGCACAAACACUCACACCAAGAACUUACAACUCCCACUGGUCUGUACGCUGCAGAAGAUAA
Messenger RNA from Xyrichtys novacula (pearly razorfish), 7592 nucleotides. Lineage: Eukaryota; Metazoa; Chordata; Actinopteri; Labriformes; Labridae. The record is from the annotation of a GenBank genome assembly.